GAUAUUCUACAGGAAAAACAGUCAAACACAAGAAAAUUUGCUUCAUGAAACUACAAACAAAAUACUAAAUAGUGGAGGAAAAGGAGAUUUGAUGUUAAGCUUGCAGAAGUGGUGGGGAGAGACACCAUUGUGAUUGGAGGGGAGAAAAAAAAUUCUAACUUUGUUACAAAGGGAUACUGAAAAUUUUGUGAUACUUCUGCAGAAGAUGAUCUUAAAUUAUGUGUUCUUAGGGAACUUCAUUGCUUGGAACUGCAGAAUCAUUUUGAAAUUGUUUCUAUAUUUGCACGCUGGGAUGUUUCCUUCAACUAUCAACGAUUAUUGUUAUUGUAGGAGGGAAGCAGGGGGCUGAUGAAGAGUUUAGAGAAGUUCAAGCCCAAUGCUGGCUGCAGGUUUCCGACUUAUUCUUAUUGGUGGAUAAGACAAUCAAUUAGGAAGGCCAUAUUUCAGAAUUCACGAAUCAUUCGUCUUCCGGAUAACAUUUAUGCAUUUCUAAAGGAGAUAAAGUAUGCGAGGAGACUGUGCAUUCAAGAAGGCCGGCUCCCAACAAAUGAAGAGAUCGCAAAGCGGGUUGGCAUCACAGUUAAGAAAUUGGAAAAACUGCUCCUAUACUUUAGAGAUCCAGUAUCAAUUCAGGAACAUGCUUGGCAGAAUGUCACUUUUCAAGAGAUCACAGCAGACCCUGGGGUUGAGAUUCCUGAUCUUAUCGUCGCGAAGCAGCUGAUGAGACAGCAUGUUCGCGACAUUCUAAAGACCUUGAAGCCGAAGGAGAGGAAGAUAAUUCAGUACCGGUUUGGAAUGCAUGAGAACAAGAAGAAGACUCUAAGCGAGAUUGGCGAUAUAUAUGGCCUGUCGAAUGAAAGGAUACGACAGCUCGAGAGCCGAGCUCUGAACAAGCUGAAAGAGUGGUGCCUUACAACUCAAGGUCUAAAGGCGUACCGAGACUUGCUCGUCUGAUCCUACCCAUCUUCAACUUCCAUACCCAGUCAUCAAAUUUACCUCCUUUACUGUAUUUUGUCUGUCAUCUGCUCCGAUCCAUCACAUGUCUAUAAUCUACUGUACAUAAUGAGGAAGUCAUGAAUGGCUUUUAAGCUCA
Musa acuminata subsp. malaccensis (wild Malaysian banana) is the source of this 1093-nucleotide messenger RNA. Lineage: Eukaryota; Viridiplantae; Streptophyta; Magnoliopsida; Zingiberales; Musaceae. The record is from RefSeq and is a predicted model, not a curated record.